Molecule: messenger RNA, 2077 nt
Organism: Magnolia sinica
Lineage: Eukaryota; Viridiplantae; Streptophyta; Magnoliopsida; Magnoliales; Magnoliaceae
Exons: 13
Coding region: 271-1572 (433 amino acids)
Biological process (GO): ribosomal large subunit biogenesis
Cellular component (GO): nucleolus; preribosome, large subunit precursor
Molecular function (GO): protein binding
Source: RefSeq, a predicted model, not a curated record
ACAAUUUAUCAGAAACACAGAGGGAGGCGUUUACACGUGCGAACGAUAGGUUUUUAGGUUUUGUUCCGGUUUCUCUUCUCCUCUCUCAAUUUCCCGCCACGCUUCUUUUCCUCUUUCACCUAAUUCCAAAAACCCUAAUCUCUCUUUACAGGCGGGAAUCGUGUCUCCAUUUAAGAACAACUCACCGCCUGCCAUGAUAUAAAAGAAAAACAAUCAUUCGAUCUAUGGUUUGGUUCUUUAGGUUGAUAGAUCAAAAAAGAGGAUAACAAGAUGCCACGCACUAGCAGAUUGGAGUGUCCCGGUUGCCCACCCCUCAGAGCAUUGACCUUCGACUCUCUCGGUCUCAUUAAAGUUAUUGAAGCUCGUGGGAAUCAAGGAAUUCCCACAGUUGUCGAUAGAUGGGGCACGCCUGAUUCUUCCCGAUGCGUGCUUGCAGCUUCCAUUGCUGACCAUAGAACUAACCCGCUUCUAGCUGUUGCAAGGAAAAACGGUCUGGUUGAGUUGGUUAACCCUCUAGAUGGAGACGUUCGUGUUGCAAUCAGAGUUAGUGAAGCUGAUAGUGCAGGUCAUAUUCCUGAAGACAAUCUUGUUGCUGGAUUGCAUCUGUUUAAAAAGAGGCUGGAGUUAACAUCUAGGGCAAGUGCAUUUCUUACAUGCACAGUGAAAGGAACUGCGAGCUUGAGGUCCAUUGAAAUAAGUGAUACAUCUGCGGAUUUUACUUAUUCUGAUUCUCCAAGCACAUGGAAUGUAUGUCCUGCUGGGAAAAUUUUAUGUUCUUCAGUGGAUGGAAAUGAGAACUAUGCCGUAUUUGGAGGGAAGGGCGUUGAAGUUAAUGUGUGGGAUCUUGACGAGUGCAAGAAGCUCUGGACUGCAAAACCUCCUCCACGUAAUGCCCUUGAUAUAUUUACUCCUACUUGGUUUACCGCUGCAACUUUCCUUAGUAAAGAAGAUCAUCGGAAGAUUGUGGCUGGCACCAACAAUCAUCAGGUUCGCCUAUAUGAUAUAUCUGCACAAAGAAGACCUGUUCUUUCAAUUAAUUUUCGAGAGUCUCCAAUUAAGGUCGUUACUGAGGAUCUGGAUGGAUAUACAGUCUAUUUAGGAACUGGGUGCGGCGACCUUGCUUCUUUUGACAUGCGUACAGGAAAACUAUUAGGAUGCUUUGUGGGUAAAUGUAGUGGCAGCAUAAGGUCCAUUGUAAGGCAUCCAGAGCUUCCCUUGAUUGCCUCAUGUGGGCUGGACAGCUGGUUACGUUUCUGGGAUGUAAAGACACGACAACCACUUUCUGCGGUUUUCCUCAAGCAGCAUCUUACUAGCCUUGUGAUUGAUGCAAAUUUUGAGGAUGAAGUUUCAGAAGCUGCAGGCAUUUCUCAGCAACCGAAAGAGUUGAAAGAGUCUGAAUGUACAGGAAUCGAAGGUGACGACGAAUCUGAAGGUGACCAUGAAACGGUGCAUCGGAAAAGAAAGAAGUCAUCUAAAUCUAAAGACAGAGAUCGACGCAAGAGGGUGAAGUCAAAAAAAAGCAAGAAGAUUCCUCAAGAUGAUGAUGAUGAUAACAAUGACAAUGCAUUAUAAUGUUACAGGCCAUGGCUUAUUAUUCUUUUUCUUCAGCGGGCAUGUGACAAGGCUAAGGGAAGGUGAGAAAGCUCGAGCAUUAGAACAGCGACAUGAGCAUGUAAGUUACCCUGCUACAAGAGCACGCCUAUGAAUGGAUUUGCUGAAUGUGAUUGCGGGUCAAUCCAUGUAAUGGCUCAUACCAUUCAAUGUCCCACUUAGAGGUUUUCCAACUGGUUGGGAGGUAGAGGCUUUUUGUUGUGUUUUUUCAGAUUACUGAUAAAGGAUCGUAUUCAUUAUUUUGUAAGGACUUUCAUUGUGGCGCAUAUGAUCCUUGGUGAUAGAUGCUCCCAUAUGAUCAGGCAUUGGUUUUGACAGAUUUACUUUGGCUGGAUGAUUGUUAGCAUGGCGAAUCAGAUGGACGGUUAAGAGGAAACAUAGGCAGGUCCAAGUUCAAAAUGCAAACUUGGUCAGUAGGAAUAUUUUGUAAAAUUUAUGCUGUUAUAAUUUUUGGGAUUGUGGUGAA